This is a messenger RNA of Megalopta genalis, 1883 nucleotides long. NCBI's taxonomy places the organism in Eukaryota, Metazoa, Arthropoda, Insecta, Hymenoptera, Halictidae. The record is from RefSeq and is a predicted model, not a curated record.
UAGAAUAUAAUUAAAAUAGCUUCGAGUGCAAACGGUUGAGGAAGUGUUUCUCAUGCCAGGACAGGGGUCUAAAAUGUUGCAGAGCAACGAUCCGGACGAGAUCAAAGACUCGCUCUUGUACUGUCAGCGAAUAUUCGCCACCGGCAGUGUAUUGCCCCAGUACGGCAGCACGCCGCUGUUUAUGGUCGUAGUGUUCUACGUGUUCCUUCUGACUAUGUUGGAAAUUUGGGACUUGUACGACGUCGUGCACGAUUUCGACGCAUUAAUACAGAUCGCGGGAGAACUGCCUCUCACGAUUUCGAUGCUGUGCGCGCUUGUCCUUAUUCGGACGAACAAGAAGCUGAUAAUUGUGAUCGAGAAAAUCGAGAAAGACAUAAACGGCGCGAUGUUGUUCGAGAACGACGAGGAGAAACGACUUUAUCUGAGAUACAACAACAUAUCCUUUUACAUCGGCAAAUAUGGAUCGCUGAUCUCAGUCACUGUCAGUUACAUGAUGUACUUUCGCCCCUUGGCCAGUUUGCUGAUCAAUUUUCGCGCAGAUCAAAGCAACAACACGAGACCUUACGUGCUACCGUUCCGGUCUCAUAUGUUAUUCGACUACCGCUAUGAUCUAAAAGCAUACACUCUGGCGUACAUCUACCAAUUUCCCGUUGGAUUCGUAGGAGUGUAUCAUGUAGCUGAAGCCAGUCUUAUCGUCACCUCGACGCUACACAUUUGCGGCAAACUGUCGAUGUUGGCGUACCGAAUUCGACUGUCCCUAACGAAAUCUCCGGCGCAUUUCCGGCAGAGGAUGAAAACAAUGGUGAUGGAGCAUUUGGAUUUGUUGGAGUGAAUACGUCAAUUCUUGUUAGAUCACUUGUUGAAAGGAAACGAUAAUUGUAUGUAGGUUUAUUACAGGUUGGCGGAUUUUUUAAACGACUGUUUCCACCAUAUUCUUGUAAUGGAAUAUCUGAAUUGUAGCUUCAGAUUGGCCAUUACCAUGUACGUGGCGUUAGUUGUAUGUAAUCGAAUCUUCUUAAAGCACAUGCGUCAACAAACACUUUCUAAACAUUUUCUUACUCGCGUGAGAACGUUACGCUCGUUUUUUUUACUACCUUUUACAUUGCACAGAUGUUAGGGAAGGAUACGAUGGCUACUAUUAUUUUUAUUUCAUACACCUUAAUCGUGGCAUCCUGGUUGUACUUGUAUUCUUACAUUGGCGAGCAACUUGCUCACGAGGUUUGUAUCGUUGAUUGUCUGUUAUUUCUUUCUUUUUUUUUUUAUGAGAUAAUUUUAAGAAUCCAAUCGUUUGAGAUCAACCAUCUUAACGCCUGCCUGUAUUUAUUACCAUCCAUUUAAAAUUGCGAUCUUAUUGCAAAAUAUACGCUAAUAUCGGGACAACUAUGAUAUCCAGUCGCAGAAAGUUGGUGAAGCAUUUUACCACACCGUCUGGACUGACUUGAAAAACCAGGAUAAAAGAUCUUUGGUAAUGUGUUUAAUAAACGGACAAAGACCUCAAUAUUUAAUGGCUGGGAAGUUUUACAGAUUCACGCUUUUCGGUUUCUGCGACGUAAGUAGAACAAUCUGUUCCUAGUGACUAAUUUUUAAGAAGGAAAUAUCCGCAAGCAUUUCUGACGGAUGCAUAAUCACGGACGUUCAAGUAUUCAACAAGAAUACCGUGUUUCGUGAUAAAAUUAUGCACGGAAGAUAUCUAUCCACUUUUUCAACAGAUCGUGAAAACUUCCAUGGCUUUCUUGUCCGUACUACGAACAAGAGUCGAAUAAACCUGGUGCUGGUCGUCUAACUUGAAGUUACCGUCUGUUAAUGCACGUGAUUCAAGAGUCGUGAAGACAAACAUAAUAUUUAGCUACCGAGAAAACAUACAAAUAAAAGUAUCCAGAGAA